Molecule: messenger RNA, 1236 nt
Organism: Arabis nemorensis
Lineage: Eukaryota; Viridiplantae; Streptophyta; Magnoliopsida; Brassicales; Brassicaceae
Source: the annotation of a GenBank genome assembly
AUGUUACCGUAUAGUUUCUAUGUAUCAGACGAAGAGCUUCUAGUCUCGGUUGGAUCUUACAUGGAGACAAAUAGAGUAUCUGUGGAGAAGGUUUUGAAGAUAGUUUAUCAAGAACAAGCUGUUUUCCGAAUUCGUCCCGUUAACCGUUGCUCGCAAACAAUUGCUGGUAUUGGUUCAGGAGAUAACACUGUUAGGCUUUGGGAUUUGAACACUGAAACUCCAAUGUUUACAUGCAGAGGGCACAAGAAUCAUGUUCUCUCAAUUGCAUGGUCACCAGAUGCUAAGUGUCUUGUGAGUGGUGAUAAAGAUGGUAAAGUAUGUUGUUGGGAUCCAAUCAAAGGAGAAUUACAAGGCAAACCACUUUCAGGGCACAGGAAAGCGAUUACUGGUAUCGCGUGGGAACCAGCUCAUCUCAGUUGUCCAAGCCGGAGAUUUGUUACUUGUAGCCUAGAUGGAAGUGCAAAAAUUUGGGACUUUAAAUUAAGAAAAUCUCUAAUUUCUCUUAGUGGACACACAAAAGCUGUGACUUCUGUCAAAUGGGUGGAGAUGGAACUAUAUACACAGGGUACAUUUCUAAUAAUUUCCGAGGAUCGUACGAUAAUCAUGUGGGAGACUAAAGGGAAAUUUAAACAUGUAUUGAAGGAGCAUGGCCAUUGGGUGAAUUCUCUUUCAUUGAGUACAGAUUACGUUCUUCGGACAGGAGCUUUCGAUCAUACUAGAAAAGAAAUAUCUUCAGAUGAAGAAAUGAAAAAGAUUGCGCUCGAAAGAUACAACAAAGCAAAAGGAACAAAAGAUUCACCUGAAAGAUUAGUGUCAGGUUCUGAUGAUCGUACAAUGAACCUUUGGGAACCAUCUGUUAGCUUAAAACGUAAAAAUCGCUCGACGGGUCAUCAACAGCUUGUGAACCAUGUGUCUUUCUCACCAAAUGGACAAUGGAUUGCAAGUGGAUCGUUCGAUGGAUCUGUGAGGCUAUGGAAUGGUUUCACAGGGGACUACGUUACAAAAUUUAGAGGCCAUGUUGGACGUGUCCAUCAGAUCACUUGGUCUGCUGAUAGUAGAAUGCUUUUGAGUGGCAGUAAAGAUUCUACUCUCAAGAUAUGGGAUAUAAGAACAAAAAGGUUAAAACAAAAUCUUUCUGGUCAUUCCGAUCCGGUUUAUGCUGUGGAUUGGAGUCCAGAUGGUGAGAAAGUAGCCUCUGGUGGUAAAGAUAAAGUUCUGAAGCUAUGGAAAGGUUAA